Molecule: messenger RNA, 3063 nt
Organism: Penicillium longicatenatum
Lineage: Eukaryota; Fungi; Ascomycota; Eurotiomycetes; Eurotiales; Aspergillaceae
Exons: 3
Coding region: 1-3063 (1020 amino acids)
Source: RefSeq, a predicted model, not a curated record
AUGCGUGCUCUUUAUUUAUUUCCAUUGGCCACAUUGGCUAUUCCGGGAGUUUUUUCAAUUGGCACGAAUGACCAAGUAGAUCCCGAUCUCGACUAUGGAACAUUUCAAACCCCAUCCUCAUCUGUGAGGCCUCGCUUCCGGUACUGGGUAAAUGAUGCCUCAAUGAACCUGAGUGUUCUCGCUGAGGAUGUGAGAUCCAUCGGAAAGGCGGGUGCGGGGGGCAUUGAGCUUCUCGGGUACUAUUUAUAUGGAGAUAGUCCAUCUUAUGGUGGGGCAAAUUCUGCGCCUUUGCAAACUGAUUGGACUGUUUAUGGCUUUGGUGGUGCUCCAUGGAAGGAAAUGGUCGACACCAUCCUUGAAGUAGCGAAAGAGGAAAGCCUGGUGAUUGACUUUGCUAAUGGGCCAAACCAAGGAGCAGGUGUUCCGGCACCUUAUAACAGUGAUGGUCUUCUUUGGGAUCUCGCCGCAUAUAACUCAACGUUUUCAAGCAGCAAAGGCUUCAAGAGCACAUUGCCUGGUUGGGGAUCUGGUCGUUUCAUUGCAGCUACCACAGGAACUGUCAAGUCAAGCACUGCUUCAGAGGCGGUGCUUUAUGAAAGUUCUCUACAGGAUGUUACCAGCAUGGUGAAAUCGGACGGGCGCCUAAAAGUUGAGGCAACCAGCAAUUCUGAAGGAACUGAAAGCCUUGUCUUUGCAUACUACCUCAUACAUUCCCGUUACCGUGAGGCUCCAGACCCCACUGAUCCAUCAAUUGUGACAGCAGUACCUCAGUCCCCAGUCACAGAAUACUCUCAGAACGGAUCAUGGGUUGUCGAUCAUUGGUCCGCUGCCGGUGCGCAGGUUGUGGCCAAUUUCUGGAAGCAGUCUAUAUUGGAUAGCGAGAUUGGACAGCUCCUUCGAGACGUUGGAAAUUAUCUAUGGGAAGAUAGCCAGGAGUUCAGUGUUGCCACCUUCUGGACACCUGACCUUCAGAAGAAAUUCCUCUCCAACCGAGGGUACAGCAUCAACAAAUAUAUACCACUUGUCGUGGGUUCUGGAGGAACGACGUCCAAUAUCACGUAUGUCACGGACGAGAUCGAUGCGGGUGCCAAUCACAUCGUAGACUACCAACAAACACUUACGGAGCUCAAUGCUGAAUACCUCGACGCUUUGACUGAAUGGAGCAAUGACUUAGGAGUCCAGUUCUCAGCCCAAGUUGUCUAUAACCUUCCGAUGGACAUGCUCGCUAAUAUCCCGCACGUCAAUGCACCCGAAUGCGAAACGCUUGGUUUCAGCGAAAAUAUCGAUGGAUACAGACAAUUCAGUGGCCCUGCAAACCUCGCAGGAAAACGCGUGAUCUCAAGCGAGGCGGGUGCAAUAUUUGGUGAGGCUUACCAGCAACCAAUAUCCGAGCUCCUUUGGACAUUUAAGCGCUCUUUUGCUGGAUCCGUCAACAGUUUCAUUAUCCACGGAUUCCCAAAUUCCGGAAAUUAUGGAAACACGUCCUGGCCUGGCUUUACGACUUUUAUGUAUGAAUUUUCGGCCAUGUAUGGACCUCGUCAGCCUGCUUUUGCUUUCUAUUCGGAUUUUCUGAACUGGGUCUCGAGGAAUCAGUUCAUCCUGCAGACUGGUAUUCCAAAAAUUGAUGUUGCGUUUUGGUCAAAGUCGACGACCUACAAAAGUGUUCCAACUAGCUAUGCACCUGUGGACUUGCAAGAAGCAGGUGAGAAUUUUCGUUUCCUUCAGCCUGGGUUUCCCUAUACUGACCAAUUCUACACAGGCUAUACCUACGAGUACCUAAGCCCAGACAAUUUUGCGCUCCCUGAAGCUUACGUCUCUGAUGCCGCUUUUGCUCCGAACCGACAAGCAUUCAAAGCGCUCAUUGUUCGGUCUAACGAGACUCUCACGACCUUGGGUGUCAACAAGCUUGUUCAAUAUGCGCAUGCUGGCCUUCCAAUUAUCUUCCCAGGUGGAUUACCAUCAAACUUCAGUGGAUACCACCCAACUGCAGCGACCAAGGCUAUCAAGUCAUUAAACAGUAUUAAGUCUUUGAAAAAUGUUCACUUGGUCAAGGCAGAUGGCCUUGCGGAUACGCUUGAGUCUCUAAAUAUCCUGCCACGAAGUUCUGUCACGGCAAAUGGCACAUGGUAUACAAUGUGGAGAGAGGAAGCAGCCAACGCGAAAUCUUAUAUCUACGUGUACAAUGAUGCGACUGGUCUGUCUUUCGAAAAAGGCAUGACAUCUGGCAGUGUAUCAUUUGAAAGUACCGGUGUUCCAUUCUUCUACGAUGCAUGGUCGGGUGAAGUGACUCCCAUUUCUUCUUAUACCCAGUCCAAGACGCACACAACUAUCCCUCUCCAAUUAGCUGGCAACCAAACUGCAAUCAUCGGCUUUGACAAGAAUGCCAAGUCUAGCGUCCACAUCCAGGAUACCACAAUCCCCGUACUUCCCACGACAAGUGACACCGAGUCUCUCACUGUCCUCAGAUCGUUUGAUCAAAAGUCACGUGAAAUUAGACUCUCCACUGGAAAGAAAGCAUCUCUCUCAUCAAUGUCCACCAAGCCCUUCACUUUGGACAACUGGAAAUUGAACGUCGAGUCAUGGACACCUCUGCCAGACUUUUAUAACGCGGAAGGCGCAACUCGCACUAAUCAAACAUUCCACAUCCCAAGCCUUGUUCCUUGGAACCAAAUCUCCCACACUUUGGCCAAUGUCUCAGGAAUCGGAUACUAUACAACGGCCUUCACAUGGCCUCCAGCAUCCUCAUCCAGUGUGUCAGGUGCUUUCAUUGACCUUGGCGCAAUCACGCACACGGCUCGUGUGAUGAUUAAUGGACACCAUUUGCCACCGCUAGAUAUUUCCUGGGCUAGAGCUGAUAUUGGGUCGUUCCUUCAGCAUGGGAAGAACAUCGUGGAAGUCAUUGUCAGCACAACAUUGGGGAAUGUGCUCCGGACUUAUUGGGAUGAGCUCGAGACAAGCGGGAAGCUUGCAUCGGCCGUCGUUGCUGAUCCACCAACUGAGGAGGGUUAUGGAUUGGUUCAUCCUGUAAAAAUUAUACCUUACCGCAAAGACAAGAUAGUGUAG